UUAGGUGGCACUGAUUGGAAAUUUUAGGCGGCACUGACUGGCACUGAUAGGUGGCACUGACUGGCAGCUCUGAUGGGCACUGGUAGGCAAUGAUAUGUGGAAUUGUUGGGCACUGGUGUGUGGCAUUGAUGGGGCUACACUGAUUAUCGGGGCACUAAUCAUCAGUGCCCUGAUGAUCAGUCUGUCAGCGGAAGGAGAGGACUGCCGAUAACCGGUAUUUCCUAUUUACAUGUGAUCAGCUGUGAUUGGACACAGUGAUCGG
Messenger RNA from Staurois parvus, 262 nucleotides. NCBI's taxonomy places the organism in Eukaryota, Metazoa, Chordata, Amphibia, Anura, Ranidae. The record is from the annotation of a GenBank genome assembly.